AGCAGCACUACCCCAUUUUAGUCCAUCCACACGCACACACUCACACGACUUUUCCUAGGUGGUAAAAAAGUGAGUGAAAAUUUUGGAUUUCCACACGCCUAGCACGCUAGCGGUCACAAAGCCUGCGAAAUAGCUGUCACUGCCAUCGCCGCAGCACCUUUCUCCCGCUUCCGGCCAGAAGGACAUGAACGCGACGAACAACAAAAUGUCGGCUACAGAUCAGAUGCGAGCAAUGUUGGACCAAUUGAUGGGCACAACGAGGAAUGGCGACGAGCGCCAGCUGAAAUUCUCAGACACCAGGGUCUGCAAGUCCUUCCUGCUCGACUGCUGUCCGCACGACAUCCUGGCGUCCACGCGCAUGGAUUUGGGUGAGUGUCCCAAAGUGCAUGACCUGGCUUUCCGCGCAGAUUACGAGAGUGCCGCCAAGAGUCGCGACUACUACUACGAUAUUGAGGCCAUGGAACACCUGCAGGCCUUCAUCGCCGACUGUGACCGACGCACAGACUCCGCCAAGCAGCGACUAAAAGAAACCCAGGAGGAGCUGACAGCCGAGGUGGCCGAAAAAGCCAAUGCAGUUCACGGACUGGCUGAGGAGAUUGGCAAAAAGCUGGCCAAGGCCGAGGCUCUCGGUGAGGCUGGUGAAGUAGAGGACAGUAUGGAGCUGAUGAAGGAAAUCGAAGAGCUGCGCGCCAAGAAGGUGAAAGCCGAACACGAGUACCGCACGUCAAUGCCCGCCUCUACAUACCAGCAGCAGAAACUGCGAGUCUGUGAAGUCUGCUCCGCCUAUCUGGGCAUCCACGACAACGACAUCCGACUGGCGGACCACUUUGGUGGUAAGUUGCAUCUGGGGUUCCUCACCAUUCGCGAGAAGCUUAUCGAGCUAGAGAAGACAGCAGCGCCACGCAAAGCGGAACUCAGGCGGACGGGUAAGAUGACCGAUCGCGACGACGAGGGGCGCGGCCGCAAUCGCUACUUUGUAGGUGGCCGCGAACUUGACCGCCGUUCCCGCGUGCAUCGUUCCCGCUCUAGGGAACGCCAGCGAAAUCGAGACACGGAUCGUGAUCGUCCCAACAACGGGCGUGGACCGGAGGAGAAGGGCGACGAGCGACCCAAGGACGUGGAUGAUGGUCCAGAACGAGCAGAACGGCCCGAACGUUCCGAACGAGCUGUAGAACGUGGAGGACGACGAGAGGAUAGGGACAAUCACGGCAGGGAUCAUCGCGAACGAGAGCGCGAUGGCAGAAGGGAUCGAGAGCGUCAUGGACGUAACGACAGAGGUCGCUUUGGCGACAGGGGCGGUGGGGGAGGUGGCCAUCACCGAGAUGAAAGACGACGCUCCCGCUCCAGGGACCGAUCACCACGUGAACGCCGCAACUUUAACCACUUCAGGGAUGGCGGAGGUGGCGGUGGAAAUGGCCAGCGCAGACGCUCCUAUUCCCGCGAGCGCUACUCUCGCCGCUAGGCUAGAAUCCCGCCCAGCGCACGUACGUAGCAUUAAUCACAUCAACUACAACUACAAUGCCACCACAAAUUGAACUACUGAAAACAACAGCAACCGAAUAUUCAUAGCCUAAUCAAUAAAGCAACCCAGAGCCAUACAUUCGACGCUCUAAUGUGCAAAGACAACACCCUUUGUAAAUUUUUAAUGAUUUCGAUUUUUUAUCUUGCGUUCCAACCUCCAAAGAAAGAACGAAAUUCUGUUGCUACCCCCAUUUGUUAACCUAACUCGUCCCAACCCUUAACCCGGAAAACUAGAAAAAAACUACAAGAAAUGAGAAAUAUUCGAUUAUAAUACGGUUGAAAUUUGAUAGACCCCAUCCAGUCCAGAUUAUUUGCUGUAAUGAUACCAAACCGAAAAUAGUUAACCCAACGAACUUGCAGUGUUGCCAGUUGUAGUUCAGUUUAGAAUAACUCGGUCGGGACAAAUCGUCUGUUAAGCUAAAGAAAACUAAAUUAUUGAUACUCAGAGCAGGAGAAUCCUUUAACAUUUGAUAUUUUGUGUGUUGUAUGGCAGCAAGCUACAAGUUGGUAACACUGACUGAAACCGAACCAAAUCCCUGACCACUCGACAAUGUACUCUUCUCAGCUAGCGAUCACGUUCACCCAUUCGAAGUCAACGUUGUGUUGUGCAUCGGUGUCGUCCCGUUUUGGGGUAAGCCUCCACCAUAUAUAACUCUUGACACUCUAUCACUGCUCUGAUCUGAUUUGAUAUGAUAUGAUUUGAUUUGAUUUGAUUACCCCAAAGCGUUCUCGACUUGAAGUUCCGCAAUUUUGCUGCCGCUUAACCUUCUCGCACAGCUUCGGUAUGUAUUGAGUAUGGCGAGGUGACUAUAUCCUUUAUACCAGACAAAUUGUUAGUUGUUUUGGCAGAUAUACAUAUGCGUUUAACAUAGAUAAUCCAGAUAAUAUAGCUUGGGUACGUAUUCAUUCCGGCCGACGUUUCCUUUCGAAUCGUCCUAAGAGAGUAUCGUUUAUGUUUUCGGUUCUGGGUACGUAUUAAUGUUAGAAGAUCACGACUGUGUGGUACGUAUGCAUAUAACGACUAUGAUAUUUCCCCAUAACCAGACCAGGCUUUGUAGGGUACUCGGCGAUCCAGAUCCCAAAGUACGUAUUUCUCCUCUCUAUCUCUUGAAAAUAAUAAAAAAAAAAAAAAAAUACAACCACCACAAUCCAAUAAACCAAAUAAAAAUAUUAAUCUCGUAGCUAUUUAGAGGUAAUCGAAAUCCGUUUCUAACCAAAUCUCUGUUUAUCUUGCCAAAUGGUGUUUAAGCCACCGAAUCGAUGCUGCCGCAUGGGGGCUCAGAUCAGUGUACAUAACAUGCCUAUAUGUGAGUAUUCAGGCCACUAAUCUCUGAUUUCAAUAAAGCAAAUGCCAAAUUUGAUCAUCGAAGACGGUCGAAGUCCCGUUCUUGGCUCGUUUCUUUCGGCAGCCGAGGAUUUAUAGUGGGAAUUGUGAGAGCAGUGAAAAGAGUUGUUUAUGUUUGGCCCUGACAAUGGGUAAGAAUCGAUUGAAAACGCCAUCUGAUUUUCUAACUACCUAUAUAUCUAUUUAACGAUACCUAUUGUUUUAUCUACUUCUAAGUCUAUACACUGUUCCACACACUUUUUAGUUAUAUACAACACACACACACCACACUAAGCGUCAAAAUUAGAACUAAUUUUUAUGGAUCUAAGCAGAAUGUAAUAAAAUUGCACUUGAAAUGUA
This is a messenger RNA of Drosophila eugracilis, 3205 nucleotides long. RefSeq names its product putative RNA-binding protein Luc7-like 1. Lineage: Eukaryota; Metazoa; Arthropoda; Insecta; Diptera; Drosophilidae. Gene Ontology annotation, cellular component: U1 snRNP; U2-type prespliceosome. Gene Ontology annotation, molecular function: mRNA binding. Gene Ontology annotation, biological process: mRNA splice site recognition. The coding region runs from base 185 to 1462 and encodes 425 amino acids. The record is from RefSeq and is a predicted model, not a curated record. The transcript has a single exon.